CCGGCUCCAGCCCCCGGCUCCUCGACGCGUUUCCCCUUGUCCGUGCAUCUUCUGCAUCUUCCUGGCCCGGCUGCUUUUCGUAGUGCCUGUAUUUUGGGCCCCUUUUCCUUCCUAUCCCGAUUUACAGCCGGGGACUGGAGCAGAUGAAGCUUAAAAUAAGUCAGAAGGGACAAAGAAGAUCCAAUUCAUCACCAUUGUUUCAGAGGAGUUUUAAGAUCUCAGGCAGGCGCAACUGGAAUGCAGCAAGGGACUUGCAGAGAUACAGGCAUCGUUACCCGGGUUUGAUAGAAUCAGAAACUGACGAGGAAGAAGAUAUGUGGAACUUGAGCUUCUACAAAAAUGAGAUUGCUUUUAUGCCCCACGGUUUGCAUAUUGAAGAUCUGCUUGAAUCUUGGUGGGACAACUAUGAGGUUCUGGAAGAAAACCAUUCCUACAUACAGUGGCUAUUUCCUUUACGUGAACAUGGGAUGAAUUUUCGUGCGAAGCCACUCACAUGUCAAGAAAUUGAGGCCUUGAAGAAGUCAGAGGAAGUUAUGGAAAGGUUUAUACGUGCUUAUCAACUCAUGUUGAGAUUUUAUGGAAUAAUUUUAGUGAACCAGGAAACUGGAGAACUCAAGAGAGCAGAGAAUUGGGCUGAAAGAUUUCUCAACUUGAACCGGUUUAGCCACAACAAUUUACGGAUUACUCGCAUCCUGAAGUGCCUGGGGGAGUUGGGAUAUGAACACUAUCAAGUGCACUUGGUUAAGUUUUUCCUAACAGAAACUCUUGUUAAUGAGACAUUACCAAAUGUCAAGAGAAGUGCCUUGGACUACUUCCUGUUCACCAUCAGAAGCAAACGGAAGAGAAGAGAACUAGUCCACUAUGCUUGGCAGCACUACAAACCUCAAGGCAGCUUUGUGUGGGGGCCCCAUGACAAACUCUUGAAGUACAGACCCCGCUCCACCAAGUCGAAGUUGCACCAAAAGGCUGAAAAUGAACAGAAAACUCCUGGUAAAAAGAUUGAUGAUUCAGUGGAAGAGGGUCAGAGCCAGUCUCUGGGGGAGAAACGGAAGGCUGGAGAUGCUGCCGACUUGCAAACUGAAGCAAAUGAAGAGGACACGAUGGAGAAGAUAAGUAAAUGUGUUUCAAAAGGUGGGGAGGAUGAGGAUGAGAAAAAAACUCCAUUUGCCGAGCAGGAAAAGGAUUGCAACAGUGAGGCUGAAUUGCAGGAUGCAACAGAGAAUGACUGUGCAAAGGAGAGCAAGAAGAGAAAACUGGAUGCAAAUUUGGCAGACGACAUAAAGAGUGGGCAGCUGAAAAGCCCUUCUGAUAUUGAAAGAAUCUCCAGUAAUCUGGAAGAAUGUGCAAUUGAUGCAGAAAUCCCCUUGGAUCCACUCUUACAAUCAGAACAGGACCAAGAAACACCAAAAGAAGAAAAUACAAACCCCAAAGACUUAACAGUGCCAGAGGCUGGUGAUGCUGCUGUAAAAAGGAGGAAAGUUGAUAAAAGAACACAAAGAAAUAAAACAUUCAACUUGGCCAUAAAUCUGAACAUGGCCCCACCUGCUCACAGUGCCCAGUCACAUCCAUCUGUUUCAAAUGCUAAAACUGAAGAUGAAAAAGUCGGUGAGAAAAAGGCAGCUGUGGAGGAGAUGAGUGAGAAGGCUGAGGGCAGUGCAAAUGGUGGGGCUCUGAACUCCUCGGCUGCCUCCGUGCUUCCCAGCACUGCUCAGACUUCUCCAGUGAGCGAUGGCUUGGAGUCGAGUGCAGAUCAAGUCACAGCAAAGAGUGAUGAGCACCCCUGCAACACCACCCCCCUGGAAGGCAACAGUGAGGCAGGUGGGGAAGAACAGCAUAAAAACACAGCAAAUGCGAGUGAAAAAGAAGGUGCAAAAGCCACAGGCAGCAAACAAAUUCCAGGGAGUCCUGAGCAGAGCGUUGCAUCCUCUUGUGCUGAACAAGGCAGUACUGAGGUUGCAAUACAAAGAACGGAUAGCUCUGAGCGUGUGGCAGAGCCUGGUGAAGAGCACAUAGCAACAGUGUGAGAGCAGCACGGUGAGCACUCGACCAGGCAGAGGUGUGCUGCCCUAGCUGCUGAGAGCCAACUUCUGUGAGCUGUACACUAUGGAGAAAAUAAACGUUGACUGGACUGA
Meleagris gallopavo (turkey) is the source of this 2132-nucleotide messenger RNA. NCBI's taxonomy places the organism in Eukaryota, Metazoa, Chordata, Aves, Galliformes, Phasianidae. The record is from RefSeq and is a predicted model, not a curated record.